Dermatophagoides pteronyssinus (European house dust mite) is the source of this 1040-nucleotide messenger RNA. RefSeq names its product exodeoxyribonuclease-like. Gene Ontology annotation, cellular component: nucleus. Gene Ontology annotation, molecular function: phosphoric diester hydrolase activity; double-stranded DNA 3'-5' DNA exonuclease activity; DNA-(apurinic or apyrimidinic site) endonuclease activity. Gene Ontology annotation, biological process: base-excision repair. The record is from RefSeq and is a predicted model, not a curated record. Lineage: Eukaryota; Metazoa; Arthropoda; Arachnida; Sarcoptiformes; Pyroglyphidae.
GCAUUGGCGGUUAUUCAUUCAUUGAGUUUUGUUGUUUUUCAUUUCGUUUCAACAUCGUUAAUUUGCAUUUUCGGUGAUCGUCAACAACAAUAAUGCCACCGAAACGAAAAAAGAUUAAAACUGUACCAAAAUCCGAUGAUGAUAAUGAUGAUGAACAACAAUCUUCAACAAUUUCAACGGAAAGCAAUGAUGAUAAUAAUAAUGAUGAAAAAAUGAUGAAACCAUUCAAUUUAAAAAUUAUAUCCUGGAAUGUAAAUGGUAUUCGUGCUGCAUUGAAAAAUGGUUGCUUGAAAUUUCUUGAAUCUGAAUCUUGUGACAUUCUAGCUAUUCAAGAAACCAAAUGUAAUGAUAAAACAUUUCCAUUGGAAUUGAAACAAUGGCCAAAAUUUCCAUAUAAAUAUUAUGUUUCGUCUAAACAAGAUGGUUAUGCUGGUGUUGCAUUAUUUUCCAAACAAAAACCAUUAUCAGUUGAAUAUGGUAUUGGUAAACGUGAAUUUGAUGAUGAAGGUCGAAUUAUAACUGCUUAUUAUGAUAAUUUUAUACUUGUUAAUGCUUAUGUUGUUAAUGCUGGACAAGGAUUAAAACGUUUGGAUUUUAAAUUGAAAUUUGAUCAAGAUUUUCGUGAAUAUUUGAAAAAAUUGGAUGAACAAAAACCAGUUAUCAUUUGUGGCGAUCUGAAUUGUGCUCACAAAGAAAUUGAUUUAGAAAAUCCAAAAACAAAUACCAAAACAGCCGGUUUUACACCGGAAGAACGUGCCGAUUUUGAUUGUCUACUUAAUUCGGGUUUUAUUGAUUCAUUUCGUUUACUUUAUCCAAAUCAACGUAAAUGUUAUACAUAUUGGGGUUAUCGUUUUAAUUGUCGAGCAAAAGAUAUUGGUUGGCGUUUAGAUUAUUUUCUUUUAUCCAAACGUAUUGAAAAAAAUCUAAUCGAUAAUCGUAUCUAUAAACAUAUUAUGGGUAGUGAUCAUUGUCCUAUUGUUCUUUAUUUGAAUUUGUCUGAUGAUGAUGAUCAAAAUGUUAAUGAUAAUGAAUAUUGUUAA